UACCGCCGCACUCCGCUCUCUGCUGCGUUUCAUCCCUCCAUAUUGGCGACAGAACGUGGAAAUGGCGCUCUCCAACCCUUGGGCGAAACAAGCCGAUCGCCCGAUCACCACGCCCCCGGCCGGAUCCCGCCGACGGCGUAUAUUCAUCAGCUACGCCCCCGACUGGGUAAUCACCAUUCUCCUCUGGGGCCUGUUCUACCUCCUCGACAAGAUUAACGGCUACCGCCGCCUGUUCAGUGUGACAGACACCUCCCUCGCACACCCUUAUGCAGACCCAGAGAGAGUACCCGUCUGGCUGUUAGCCGUGCUCUGUGGAAUCGUCCCUGCUGUCUUCAUCAUCCUCGUCGCGGCAUUUGUGAGGAGAUCGUUCUGGGAUGGACAUAAUGGUAUCCUCGGGCUGAUUCUCGGUCUGGGGUUGACAGCCACAUUCACCAAUAUCAUCAAGAUAACAGUCGGCCGCCCCCGACCCGACCUUUUUGCCCGCUGUAUCCUGCCCCCCGACCUCACCUCCAACCCAGUCCACGGCCUCACCUCCUGGACAGCCUGCACCACCACAGAUGACGGGAGAUUGAGCGAAGGGUUCAGGAGUUUUCCGAGUGGACACAGCAGUUUUGCUUGGUGUGGGAUGUGGUAUCUGAUCCUAUACCUCGCUGCUAAAAUGGAAAUAAAUAACCGCCAGGGAUUCACAUACAAAUCAUGGCUCCUCCUCGCCCCCCUUUCCUGCGCGACCCUCGUCGCAGUCUCGCGAACCAUGGAUUACAGGCAUCACGCGACCGACGUCAUUGCCGGUUCGGUGAUUGGGUUGUUGGGGGGGUGGUAUGCUUAUAGGCAGUAUUAUCCUCCCCUCUCCCACCCUGUAGCAUACAAACCCUACUCCCCCCGGAUCCCCAAAUCCGAUCCACCCCCUAUCCCACUCCAUUCCCAUUCCCAUUCAAGACCUAGUACAGAGGCGAUGCUCCGACAGCACGAAUUUCAGCCGUCUCAGGCUCAGUUUCAGUUUGGUAGGGAAUCGUCCGCUUCGCCUGUGGAGACUUUGGGCGAGAGAAGGGCCGGCGGAGGGUAUGGACCGGAUGGGCCGGUUGGAAUUGUGGAUAUGAAUGGAUGGAAUCGACAACCAUAUCAACCACAACAAACUCAACAAACACCAACUACAAUAAAGGAUCUGGAAAUACAGUCGGACAGACAACCACCGCAGAGUAAUAACAACCAUCUGCAGGAAAGUACGCUUGCAGAUCCGGGCGGUGAGAAUGUAGAGAUGGUUGAGCGGCCGUCGUAAAAAAGUGGGGUUUUGGGUUCGUAACCGGUUUUCAACGAUAGGAAAGGUUGCGACGUGAAGAGAUGAGUGAUGAAGUAAACCUCUGGUAGAGGGAAAGAAUUGGGUGCAGAAAAGGAGGUACAGACUGCACACCACGUACUUGUAUGAUGAGAUAUAUCUGUUUAUUAGAAAUCAGACAGAGCUGCAACAGUUGUAUGUAUAUUUGGCGCAGUGAAAAGGA
Molecule: messenger RNA, 1496 nt
Organism: Cryptococcus deneoformans JEC21
Lineage: Eukaryota; Fungi; Basidiomycota; Tremellomycetes; Tremellales; Cryptococcaceae
Product: phospholipid metabolism-related protein, putative
Exons: 6
Coding region: 62-1276 (404 amino acids)
Biological process (GO): phospholipid metabolic process
Molecular function (GO): phosphatidate phosphatase activity
Source: RefSeq, a predicted model, not a curated record